This is a messenger RNA of Cloeon dipterum, 5860 nucleotides long. It is a transcript of the gene wake, whose product is annotated as wide awake. The transcript has 21 exons. Gene Ontology annotation, molecular function: protein binding. Gene Ontology annotation, biological process: regulation of establishment of bipolar cell polarity; establishment of mitotic spindle orientation; signal transduction. Gene Ontology annotation, cellular component: spindle. The coding region runs from base 9 to 4259 and encodes 1416 amino acids. The record is from RefSeq and is a predicted model, not a curated record. Lineage: Eukaryota; Metazoa; Arthropoda; Insecta; Ephemeroptera; Baetidae.
UGACUGUUAUGAGUUCUAAUGAUGAGAAGGGCAAGCAAAGUGGAUUGUCCAUGGAUAGGGCGGCCUUCUUGCUGCUCAGGGUCAAAAAGGCGUUCAAGAAGAAAAAGAGCUCUAGAAAGGACAAAAGUCCGGUGGCAGCCGCGACGGCCGCCGCCAUCGCCAGCAGUGCCGGAAUCGCCACCGUUGAUGCCGAACCGUCGAAGGGCAAGCCGCCGCUGCUGCGCUCGAGAACACUGCCCGCCAUCAUAGUGCCUGGCAUCAACAUUUUGCAGGCUCAGAUUGAGGCACGCUAUGGCAAAGGGACCGUCGAAACAGGCGGCUCGUCGACUCCCCCGCAAGCGAAAAGCAGCAAAGUGACCGCCUCGAUUCUGAGGCUGCAGCCGCCCAAGAUUUCUUUUACCGACGAUGAAAACGUGUCCACCGAGUGGUGCAACAAACCUCGGCUCUCGUCGCCGGAGCCGACGGUGCCGAGCUCACUGCGGCUGGCGGUGCCCCAGUCACGAUUCUUUCUGACGACACCGUCGCCCUCCGGAGGGGCGCCGCAGCCCACCGCCCUAUAUCGACUCACGCGGCUGCUGAACCAGAGGGGCAGCGCCUCCAACGCCAGCGAUUUCAGAAACAACAACAACCACCUCAGUGCCGCAGACGAGAAGCCGAGACGACUCAGCUGGGAGAGGCGUGAUGUGAGUUUGAUGUCAUGCGGCCGUCUGCAGCGUUCCUCGUCCAUCGACAGCGUGGUGGAGGCGGCAUGGGGCGGCGACGCGUCGCCGUCCGGCCAGCUGUCACCGUCGGCGUCGCCGUGCAGCAGCCACAGCGGUCCCGCCACCACCAGGCAGCGGGCACCAUCGCCGCUGAUGAUGGCACCUCCGAGGCUCUUGCUGCUUUCGCCAUCUGUGGGUCGGAGAACCAAGUUCGACGCUCUCGGAACAGAACGGCCGCGCACCGGCAUGGAACUGCUGGUGGACGGACUGGCCCUGUCCAAGGCGGGCAAGAAGCGUCUGGACAAACUCAACCGCAUCAACAUCCACCUCCACGCUCUGUACGGUGCCAUUGAGAACGGCCAAGUGGAUAAGGCGAGAACAAUACUCGAGUCGACAGACAUAGAUGUCAACAACAUCAGCAAUGAUGGACUGUCGCCGCUGGACGUGGCCGUCCUCUACAACAGCAGGCCAAUGACCAAAAUGCUCAUGGCCUUCGGAGCUCAAGAAGGGGGUUUGUAUGAGAGUAGUGAGAAGUUGGGCGAACACUUGGAAAAGUUGGUCAAGGAAGCUGAGGCACGUCUGCAGGAAAUGGCUGCAAUGCCGGUCAACGACGCAGGAAAUGAGAUGCAGAGUCUGGGCGGCGGAGUCAGCACGGGUGCUGAAAAGCAGCGAGCGAUGUGGGAGCGUAGGGUGCGAAGCCUCAAGAAGAUGCUUCUGGGAUUUGAGCAAUCACGGCCUCCGGAUGAACCUUCCAUGGUUGCGCUUGACGUGACGGGGACCACUUCAGUCAAUGUGAGAUUCCAGGAGCCUGACUUUCAGGACGUAGGAAUUUGCUCCAAAUACAAAUUGCAAUGGAGUACCACACCAGAUUUCAGCCUGCUGGCAGGCGAGAAAAUCAUUAAAGACGCGAGAGCAGUUGAGGAGCAGGUUGUCGACCUACUGCAGGGACGGCGUUACUACUUCAGGGUAUUAUGUGGCAACAUUUUCGGCUACGGCCCGCCGAGAAACUCGGUGCCACUGUCAGUGAUUCCAUCCAGCUGGAGAGAUAUGGAGCUCCGGAAGCCAAGGUACACAGGGAGGGUGCAUGCUUUGGACGAUUUGUUUGUCCAAACCAAAGCAGCUCGCCCAGAGAACGCCUCUGAGUUAAGGGCCAUCGAGAAUUCUCCUGGAGAAACUCCAAUUCCGCAACGGAAGAACCAAAGGAAAUCUAAGACCAUCAAGCAACUGUUCACUGCUGCUUCAAAAUUUCAAAAGAAUCUAAAAAGAGGUGUCUAUUUGGCAUGUUUGCUUUACUUUGAAGACAGGGUUCUGGUCACCAAUGAGGACUUUUUGCCCGUUAUUGAAGUGGACGAAGCCUAUCCUAGUUGCAUCCACCCUGACUUCCACUGGUUAAUGAAGGUUGCAUGCACGUGGGAUGAUGUGAAAUCGCUCAAACAAGACAUGGAGAAAAGUCUGAGCUCAUCAGCCGUCCAUUUCCGAGUGAAGCUUUUGCAGGCUGCUAGUCAAAUGCAGACGGCUUUAAGUAUCCAAGAUCUAGGCCAUCUACAUCCAAAGCCUUUGAGGGACUCGGACGGAACCCUCGUUCUCUGCACAGUUGCCAAUGUGAGGUCUCCCAAGAGCGUGUCGGUGCUGAACGCAAGGUGGCUAUCGCUGAGCAAGAUUCAACGGCGGCUCCCUUCUGUUCAAACCACUCCUGAAGACCCUCCUACAGCCAGUGACACAUUAAUGACCUCAAUACCCGAAAUAAUCCAGUACAACCAGUUGAGCAGCACAAAACUCGCAAGGGGCCUCUACAUGGGCUACUUGAAGUUGAGGAGUUCAGUUGACCUGAUUCAAAUUUUGGUUUCCAAUCGGGCACCAAAUGUCCUGCCACAUUGCAAAGUUCGGGACAACCCUCACGUUUGUUCUGAGGAAUGGGAGUGGCUUAAGAGCUUAAGCGCCAGACAUAAAAAAGACAAAGAGAACAACGAAGAUUCCGAAGAGGGAAAGACUGAGUUGAACAAUAAAAUUGAGGAUGACGAGCCUUCAGACCAACAGAAGGCGUUUAUAAGGCUAGUAGCUGCCACAUCAAAACGCCUCCUCAACUACAUGGAAGUUUCUCCAGAUGAUGCUUUCAAUCACAGGUUAUACGAAGCAGAAGUGGUGGAGGUGUCUCCUGAGGUCUCAUUUAUUGUGAUGGUUCCUCCUGCGGAAGCGGUGUGCGCCGUACCUGGCACCAAGGACAAGGAGGACCCUCUAUUGCGAAGGGAAGACCUGCUCCUAUUACCAGUGCAGGCGUUUGAAAUGGCCCACUUGAGUACCUACCAAAGAGACCUCAUGAACCGAUAUGCCCGGCUCAGCUCUAUUCUUGAAACUGAUUUUACCCUGGCUCAACACACUCACAGAGAGGCAUUUUCCACGGCUGAGAUUACAGCUGCAAAAGAAAGGCUGAACAAGCUGCAGGAGCUUCAGACGAGAGUGAAUGCGACGUGGAAAGGCGCCAGGUGGAUCAUGGACCUGCUGACCUUUGCCAGGGACCGAAAUAAUCAGGGCGGCGUGCCACUGAAGGCGCUGCUGCCUGCAAUGCUCAAUUCUCCAAACACGACCAGCCCAAGAGUGUCUCAGCAGAGUCUGCAGCCACCAAACCACCCUUCUGGAAGCAGAGGCUCGUGGCCACCCCCACCUGUCCUGCUUGCGCCACGAGGGGGUGAGCACAUGAGCAAAAGCGAGCAGCACCUUCACCACAGCAACCUGGAUGACAACCAUCACCAUCAUCAUCGGACCUCGACCUCAAGUCCCCCCGGCACGAACGGGGCGUCGAAGCUCUUUCCGCCACCCUCAAUCUCUCCCAGUUCCUGCUCGGUGAGCUCCGGGGGUUCGCCUGGCCGGCUGCCUCCGUCCAGGUCGGACGACCAGCUGCACAAGGGCCGCCGCAAGUCGAGCGUGCCCUCGUCGAUGGCCAAGCUGCGGUCCAGUGGCCACAGCCAGAGCGACUCGACGCUGCCCCAGCCGGGCUCGACGCAGCAGCGCCGCACCUCGUCCUCGACCUCCUCCGUGUCCUCUGGCUCGGGAAUGCUGACCAACAGCACGCCCAGGUCGUCUAUCCCGCCACCGCCAGGUCCAGCCACCACUUCUGUCACCUCACUGCAAUCCUCCUCGGCCGAGGAGGACGCCAAGUCUGAGCAUGAAUUGGAGUCUGAAGCGGAAAUGCCGCAGCCGAUUCCCAAUGCUGCGAUUCUUCAGGUGUUUACGGCGUACGAGACAGGAUUGGCCAGUGGCACCAGCCUCAAACUGCACGUGACGGCGCGCACAUCUGCCCGCGAGGUGGUCGACCUGGUGGUGCGCCAGCUCAACAUGGCGGUGGUGCUUAAGGGCCGCUCAGGGCCCGUCUACGGCAGCGAGCAGCUCAAGUCCUUUUGCCUGGUGGCGGUGAUUGGGGCGCGCGAACGGUGCCUCCGAGAUGACUUCCGGCCCCUCGCCCUACAGAAUCCCUGGAGGAAGGGCCGGCUGUACGUGCGCAUGAAGCACGAUGUGCUCGCCGCCAUCGAACAGAGCUCCAGACACUCGGCGUACCUUUGAACGAGUGUGUUGUGCGCACUUGUAAUUUCUGCUUUAUUAAGCCAAGAGGUAGGGCAGAUUGUGUCCCAUUUUCAAACGAUCGAGAAAAUUUUACACUUGUACCAAUUUGCUUCCAUUCACUUUUAUGCAAUUUUUUUAAUUCUUCUUGACCAAAUUUUAUUUAUUUUAUAUUACAUUUCGACUGUUAGCGAGGAGACUGUUAAAAUUCAAAUUGACUUUUUCAAACGAGCUGCAUUUAAGAGUCGUCCUCAAUGAGUUUCAAAGACAAAUAAAAAUUAUUUAAUUAUUUAUUGGUUCCUACACAACGUUUCCUUUUAGCCUUUGUUUGCCAUAUUUCUCAUUUUCCCCGUGUUCUGCUGCCCUAAACCUUCAACGACAUAUUAGAAAACGAUAUAAGUUAUUGAAAAGAUGUGCAAAAUAUUUAUUUUUAUAGCUUGCAGUUGCGAAAGAUGAUAUUGUUCUAUUUAUGAAAGAAAGUCGCUCUACUGUCGUUAACAGAGAUAUUGCCAAAUAAUUUAAUGCGCGUGCGCGAGCGCGAGAGAGAAAUAUAUAUGCUAACUAAUUUAAAGAUCUGUGAGUGAUUUUUGAAGUCUACAAGAUGAAAAGCUGCUGUUUGCCACAACUAAGAUAUUAAAAAAAUCAAAAUUAAGCAUAGCAGAGCAAACUACCUAUAUGGCAUUGUUAAUACUCUCUUUGUGCUAGAACAACUAGAAGGCCUACUUUCCGCUAUGGAUAUAACAUUUCAAACUGUCUAACUAGAUGUUGCAGUGUUAUUUCUGUUGGCCCAAAACUCAAAAACCCGAUUAAUCAUGCAAUGUGCCACACGCAAUGUGUGCGUGUGUUUGUUUGCUGUUGCUGCCAAAAGACCCGGAAUCAUCACCAGCAUCGCUGUGCCGUUGUUCUUUGAAGGGAGCUCCGACUUGUUUCUGACACUCCUGAGCCUAACCAAUAGUUUACCACAGUUGGAAACGCGUAAGACCUCCCUUUGUCGUAAACACGCGCAGCGUGUGAAUUAAUUGUUAGUGCGCAGGUCGGCCGACAGUAAAAAGAAAGGAAAUAAUUAUAUUUCGUGUGGGCUGACGAGGGAAGUUAUCACUGUGUUUCACAAACUGUGCGCGUUUCCACGCGGACAGUGACUGGAUUUUGCGAGUAAAAAACAAAGCCUGCGUGUAAUAAUAUCGUAAGCUUCGAAGGAGAGAAUGGGAUUGAUUUGUUGUUCCUACUUUUGACUUGUGUAAAUAACAAUAUAAUGAUAUCAAAUGUUAUGUAUUUGAAACUGAACGGACAUCUCAUUAGAGUGUAAGUUAUCGACGAAAAAGAGCUGCAAACGGAGUUUUAAAGAGAAAAGUUGGGAGUAAAUUAUUUUUUAAGAGCCCCUGAAUGAGCUUAUUUUUAGAGCCAAACCAGCGAUUUGAUUUUUCGAAAAAGGUAAAGCAAACACCAAGUUUAAAACUAAGUUACUUUUGAAAGACAGAAACAAGGUAUUGUACUCAUCCCCAUGUUCAAUGUGAUGUUGCAACAAAAGUGACAAAAAGUUCUGUGUAUUAUUGUGUAUUAAUGUUGAAAGUAUCGGAAUAAAAAAAUGAAUUGAUUUCAAGAGA